CCCUUCCUUUCCCCCUCCAUUUUUAAAUUUUCCUCCCGCUCCCCCUCCGCACCCGGCACUUCCGGCUGGUUUCCGGGCGGUUUCCGGGUGAGCGGCUCCUGAGGCGGCGGCGGCGAUGCUGGAGGCGGCGGCGGGGCCCGCGGCGGGCGGCGCGGAGCAGCGCGGGAGCCGCUUCAGCGUCCUGACGUGGGAGCAGGUGCAGCGGCUGGACCAGAUCCUGGGCGAGGCCGUGCCCAUCCACGGCCGAGGCAAUUUCCCCACGCUGUCGGUGCGGCCCCGCACCAUCGUGCAGGUUGUCCGUAGCCGCCUGCAGAAGAAAGGAAUCACCGUGCACAACGUCAGGCUGAACGGCUCAGCAGCCAGCCACGUCCUGCACCAGGACAGUGGCUUGGGCUACAAGGACCUGGACCUCAUUUUCGGGGUGGAUCUGAAGACUGAAGACGUUUUCCAGCUGGUUAAAGACGUGGUCAUGGAUUGCCUGCUGGACUUCCUCCCCGAAGGCGUCAACAAGGACAAGAUCACGCCCAUGACCCUGAAGGAGGCCUAUGUGCAGAAGCUGGUGAAGGUGUGCAACGAGACCGACCGCUGGAGCCUCAUCUCUCUGUCCAACAACAGCGGCAAGAACGUGGAGCUCAAGUUCGUGGAUUCUCUGCGGCGCCAGUUCGAGUUCAGCGUGGACUCCUUCCAGAUCAUCCUGGACUCGCUCCUGCUCUUCGGGGAGUGCUCGGAGAACCCCAUGGCCGAGAGCUUCCACCCCACGGUCACCGGGGAGAGCAUGUACGGAGACUUCCAGGAGGCCAUGGAGCACCUGCGGCACCGCGUCAUCGCCACCAGGAACCCCGAGGAGAUCCGGGGCGGGGGGCUCCUCAAGUACUGCAACCUCCUGGUCAGGGGCUUCAAGCCCAAGUCAGAGGUGGAUAUGAAGGCCCUGCAGAGGUACAUGUGCUCCAGGUUUUUCAUAGACUUCUCCGACAUCGGCGAGCAGCUGCGCAAGCUGGAGUGUUACCUGCAGAGCCACUUCGUGGGCAUGGAGGGCAGCAGGUAUGACUAUUUGAUGACCCUGCACAGGGUGGUCAACGAGAGCACGGUCUGCCUCAUGGGACACGAGAGGAGGCAGACCCUGAACCUCAUUGCCAUGCUGGCUGUGAGGGUCCUGGCUGAGCAGAACAUCAUCCCCACCGUCACAAACGUUACCUGCUACUACCAGCCAGCCCCUUACGUCAGUGAAAUAAACUUCAACUACUACGUGACCCACGUGCAGCCCUUCCUGCCUUGCAAUCAGUCCUACCCCACGUGGCUUCCCUGUAACUGA
Cinclus cinclus is the source of this 1312-nucleotide messenger RNA. RefSeq names its product terminal nucleotidyltransferase 5B (gene TENT5B). Gene Ontology annotation, biological process: mRNA stabilization. Gene Ontology annotation, molecular function: RNA binding; poly(A) RNA polymerase activity. The transcript has 2 exons. The record is from RefSeq and is a predicted model, not a curated record. Lineage: Eukaryota; Metazoa; Chordata; Aves; Passeriformes; Cinclidae. Bases 116 to 1312 code for a protein of 398 amino acids.